This is a messenger RNA of Astrephomene gubernaculifera, 1447 nucleotides long. The record is from the annotation of a GenBank genome assembly. Lineage: Eukaryota; Viridiplantae; Chlorophyta; Chlorophyceae; Chlamydomonadales; Astrephomenaceae.
GAAGUUCUCAUAUGUCGCGACAAGGUUGCAUGUGAUGUUCUGUUGGGGCAAAGCUUAGGAGGGCUUUCAUACCAUAACUGCCAUCGACACAUAUUGCUUGUAAGCUGCCCCUUUCAGUCAGUCUCUAGCGCGUCAGAACUCAGUAGUCAUGGCGCCAACAUACGCUGACCACCUGAACGUUAUCAAGGGCUUCUGUGACAAGGCCGAUGGCAAGGAUAAGCUUACGGGACUUAUCCAGUAUGCCUGCAUGUUCCUUUCUGCUGGCGAGCCCGGUAACCUUAAGAAGGUUCAGGCGUCCGUGACGGCGGCGCGGAAGGUCUUCCGCAUCAUGCGGCCUCUGGAGCUCAUGAGUCCUCUGCUCAUCAGCCCGGGCUUCUCAGGCAAGCAGCCAAUGCUUCUCGAGGCCAUCAACAAGGUCAAGACCGUGCUGAUGGCUGUGUACUUCGGCGCGGACCACGUCGUCUGGGCCCACCAGAUUGGCCUUAUCUCGGACAAGAAGAUCGGCGAACGGUACCAGAAGCUGUCCUUGUGGACCUGGGCCCUUGGGUCCGUGUGCUCGGUGGCCGCGGAGAGCUGGCAGAUUGCGAUGCAGAGCGUUGUGCGCAAGGAGGGCGAGAGCGACGCGGACUACGAGAAGCGCGUUGAGGCCGUGAAGAACGACAUCAACAACCGCUUGUUCAUCAUCCUGCACUCGGUCAUCCAGGCUGCCCUGGCGGCCGGCCUGCUGCAAGUCCUGCCCUUCAAGCCGCGCACCGUUGGCUUCCUGGGCGUUGUGGCGUCGGCCAUGAACUGCUACAUGCUUCUGCCGGCGUACCCCAAGCCGGCGCCCAAGGCGAAGGAGCAGUAAAUGCAUCAUGUUGCCGGUCACCCUGGGGGACUUGGUGGUAGCAGCUGACACGAGCAUCCAUGCUCGUACCUCGUAGCAUGCUUGCACGUGGCGGGCAGCAGGAGGGCUGACAGUUAUGCUUAUGGAACUCGAGCGCCACUAGGCCUUUUAGGCGUGCGGCUGUGCUGCCGAUAGGGCAGGGGCCGACCUAUGGGGUCUGUGGUCCUGGGCCUGCGAGUCCAGGUCCUUCCCGUAAAACCACCGCAUUGUACAUUGCGGUUAUGAUCACCUUGCAGGGAUGCAUGCUGGGAAAUGCCGUGUAUACACGGCGUUUUCGUAUACUUUCUCUAUUAGUUACGUAUUUUUGGCCAAGCCAUACAACGUAUGGAUUGGCCUGUCCAAGUGGGGUCAUGCAAGCUCGUGUUGAAACGCAUUCAUUUAGGCGAUCUGCGUCGUAUAGGACAGAUGCGUACCGUGUCUGGCUAUGAAGCGUUCAACAAUGCUCGAGGACAUGUGUUCAAUGUAUCAACAAGUUCAAUGUAAGCAAGCCCGAAAUGAUAGAUGCGUUGCAGCCUAUAUCCGCUCUGUCCGUAUCGCCGCUGUAACUAAGCUAAUUGCGAA